Molecule: messenger RNA, 999 nt
Organism: Suhomyces tanzawaensis NRRL Y-17324
Lineage: Eukaryota; Fungi; Ascomycota; Pichiomycetes; Serinales; Debaryomycetaceae
Exons: 2
Coding region: 1-999 (332 amino acids)
Biological process (GO): anaphase-promoting complex-dependent catabolic process
Cellular component (GO): anaphase-promoting complex
Source: RefSeq, a predicted model, not a curated record
AUGUACUCGCCUAACUUGUUCACGAAUGAUCUCUACAAAUUGUGGACCCACGACAGCGCCAAAGACUCGAUCAAAGCGUUUGAGGAGUUCCGAAAUGGAGGCUCCAACAAACCAAACGAGCCCCCUAGCAGCCAACCCAGCAGCAGCGCCAGAUCCAAUGAACAAUUAAUAGAGGAACAACGGAAAUACUUGCGACUGCUCUUUGCUCCUCCGUUGCUGGCAUAUUCGGCAGAUAUACCGGGAGCCAGUCUUUCACAACUAGAGUAUACAAUCCAGAACUCAGCAUCAUUGCCUGGCUUGAGACCAAGUGUUUCCAUUUCAGCGCUUGAAGUAACGACCACACCAUUGACGCAGUUGAAGAUGCACCAAUUGGAGCAGAUACAGAAUACCGGCUAUUCUACGAUAAGACCAAUUGGAAUCCACAGGACUAUGGAAGAAAUUGAAUUCGACGAAGCAAGAAGGUUUAACACAAGCGACCAGCAAAUUGACGACCAAUCAUACAUUCAUACAGCCGAAAAUACUAAUACAGAGGGCCAGGGGGCUGGGGUAAAUGGCAGUAAUGUCUCUAUGAGAGAUGUUCAGGGCGAAGAGGUUGAUUUGGAUGCAGAAGUCCGCAAUAUGGAUGAUGAACAGAACGAAGAUAGUUUUGCUGACGAUAGCCGCUUGGACAGUUACGAAGACGAGGCCGAUCUUCGGAUUCAAAACCAGGAAAGGGCAAACUUGGUUGAAGAAGGGUUCAUGGCCGAUGAAGUGGAAUACCAAGAUGACCACUCGUUGGCGGUAGACAACAUUCAGAUGCUCAUGAACUCGGGAACGGUACGUUCGUCGCUAAUGAGUACACUAGAUUCAGGCGCUAGCUUGGCUACAAAUGUUACUUCACUCACUGGUGAAUCGGGAGUAGUUGGUGGCGGCGAUGCAAACUUCUCUAGUGCUAGAGAGUGUGUCGGACAAGAAAACGACGAAGACCAGUCCGACCUAGACAUGGUGAUUGAAGAAUGA